Molecule: messenger RNA, 514 nt
Organism: Astrephomene gubernaculifera
Lineage: Eukaryota; Viridiplantae; Chlorophyta; Chlorophyceae; Chlamydomonadales; Astrephomenaceae
Source: the annotation of a GenBank genome assembly
GGGGAGGCUUCGGGCACUACCCCCAUUGGCAGGUCGCUGUUUGGCGGGGCGCUGCUGCACCGCACGCCUGGCGCUGGGCUGCGGACGCCGGCGCGGCGGGUGGUUGUGUGCUCGGAUGAGACGGCGGCGCGGGCUGUGGACGAGUGGGUGACGCAGCAGCUGGUGACACCGGCUGGUCGGCAGGUGUCUGAAGGCCAGCGGUGGCGGGACCUGGAGGGUUUUGGAGACGUCAAGGAGCGCCUGCAGGCGUUAUGCAAGAGGCCCAUCGCACACGCUCAUCGUGCAGCCACCCCAUCGGACGCGGCAGCCAGCCCGCAGCAGCGCAGGAAUGCCGCGGCACUGCUGUACGGGCCGCCCGGCAUGGGUAAGAGCCGGCUGGCUUGCGCGCUCGCGGCCGAGCUGGGCGCCGCCUACAUCCGUGUGCCGCCGGACCUGAUCAGCCGCUGCAGCAGCGCCUCGCGCCGGCCUGAGGAGGUGAUGCGGUCCAUAUUUCGGGUCGUGAAGGCGAUGCCAG